Messenger RNA from Equus caballus (horse), 4335 nucleotides. It is a transcript of the gene GLCCI1, whose product is annotated as glucocorticoid induced 1. Lineage: Eukaryota; Metazoa; Chordata; Mammalia; Perissodactyla; Equidae. The record is from RefSeq and is a predicted model, not a curated record. Gene Ontology annotation, cellular component: cytoplasm.
CCCUCCCCCUUACACACUCGCACGCACUAUCGCGCCGGCUCCCACACGCUCGCGCGCCUCCCGCUCCGCGCCUCCGUGUCGGCCGGCGGCGUCCAGGGCCCGCGGAGCCACCAUGUCCACUGCCUCCUCCUCCUCCAGUUCCUCUCAGACCCCUCAUCCCCCGCCGCAGAGGAUGCGGCGCAGCGCCGCGGGCUCCCCGCCCGCCGCCCCCGCCGCCGGGAGCGGGAACGGUGCGGGCGGCGGCGGCGUGGGCUGCGCCCCGGCUGCGGGAGCCGGCCGGCUGCUGCAGCCCAUCCGCGCCACGGUGCCCUACCAGCUCCUGCGGGGCAGCCAGCACAGUCCCACGCGCCCGCCGGCCGCCGCCGCCGCCGCCGCCUCGCUGGGCAGCCUCCCGGGGCCCGGCGCGGCCCGCGGCCCCAGCCCGCCCAGCCCGACGCCGCCGCCGGCCGCGGCCCCGACCGAGCAGGCGCCGCGGACCAAGGGCCGCCCGAGACGGUCCCCGGAGAGCCACCGGAGGAGCAACUCACCUGAGAGACGGAGCCCCGGCUCGCCCGUGUGCAGAGUGGACAGGCCAAAAUCUCAGCAAGUUCGAACCUCUAGUACGAUCAGGCGAACCUCUUCCUUGGAUACGAUAACGGGACCUUACCUCACAGGACAGUGGCCGCGGGAUCCUCAUGUUCAUUACCCUUCGUGCAUGAAAGAUAAAGCUACUCAGACACCUAGCUGUUGGGCUGAAGAGGGAGCAGAAAAGAGGUCACAUCAGCGUUCUGCAUCAUGGGGGAGUGCUGAUCAACUAAAAGAGCAGAUUGCCAAACUGAGGCAGCAACUACAACGUAGUAAACAGAGUAGUCGGCACAGUAAGGAGAAAGAUCGUCAGUCACCUCUCCAUGGCAACCACAUAGCAAUCAAUCACACUCAGGCUACUGGUUCAAGAUCGGUCCCUAUGCCACUGUCAAAUAUAUCAGUGCCAAAAUCAUCUGUUUCACGUGUGCCCUGCAAUGUAGAAGGAAUAAGUCCUGAAUUAGAAAAGGUAUUCAUUAAAGAAAAUAAUGGGAAGGAGGAAGUAUCCAAGAAAAAAAAUCGGGACAAUACUGCAUUGGAACCUAUAUUUGACUACAUUUUAAAGCCUUUGGAUAUACCAGAUGGUCGAAGAGCCCCACUCCCUGCUCACUACCGGAGCAGUAGCACUCGCAGCAUUGACACUCAGACCCCCUCUGUCCAGGAACGCAGCAGUAGCUGCAGCAGUCAUUCACCCUGUGUGUCCCCAUUUUGUCCCCCGGAAUCCCAAGAUGGUAGUCCUUGCUCAACAGAAGAUUUGCUCUAUGAUCGUGAUAAAGACAGUGGGAGUAGCUCACCGUUACCCAAGUAUGCUUCAUCUCCCAAACCAAACAACAGCUACAUGUUCAAACGGGAGCCCCCAGAGGGAUGUGAGCGAGUGAAGGUCUUUGAGGAAAUGGCGUCUCGUCAGCCUAUCUCAGCCCCUCUCUUUUCAUGUCCUGACAAAAACAAGGUUAAUUUCAUCCCAACCGGAUCAGCUUUCUGUCCUGUGAAACUUCUAGGCCCUCUCUUACCUGCCUCCGACCUGAUGCUGAAGAACUCUCCUAACUCUGGCCAGAGCUCAGCUCUGGCAACCCUAACCGUUGAGCAGCUCUCCUCCCGGGUUUCCUUUGCAUCUCUUUCUGAUGACACCAGCACGGCAGGCUCCACAGAGGCCUGUGUUCAACAGCCAUCCCAGCAGCAGCAGCUCCUGCAGGAACUGCAGGGUGAGGAACACGUCUCUGCUCAGAACUACGUGAUCAUCUAAAGCAGAGGAGGAGCUGGCCUCCACCCUGCAUCCAUGGACCAGGAACUAGAUCUCAGAUAUCUAUCUGCAUGGAGUGACAACCUUACUGAACACCACCACCACCAACAGAAUACUUAUCAGCAUCAUAAAGUAUCUCUUAACACUGAUCUUGGCAGGGACGGAACUCCUAUUCAGCAGUUUUUGUGGAAAGCAGUAAUGCUUGCAAAAUGUGUGUGUCAUUCAGCAUUUUAAGUGGAGACUAUGCAUUUCAUAGUAUGUUUGACAGAUUAGUACUGUGUCCUGUGUUUUGUUCCAAAUUCUUCAGUAUAAAUAAGCUCUAUAUCAAAAAGUUGCCUGUCUAAAUAGAAAAUGUCUUGCUGUGUUUUGUCCUAUGGAAAAUACUGUACUUCAGGAUUAUGUUUACAAUUGAUCCAGGUGUUUGUUUCUAACUUCUGUAAUACAUACAAUGCAAAAAAAAAAAAAUAAAUGGCCACAACAGUUGCACAGUGCCCACCCUAUGGCCUAGCUUCAGGUACUUCAGUUGAAGUCUAAACUCAGGUAACUUGGAAUGUAUAUCAUAUUGGGAUAUUAAAUAUUUCACAGCUAAAACGCUAAAGAGAGAACAUCACUCUUUUGCCUUUCCUUAUUUUGUGCAUUUCCCUUUCCUCAUUACAUUCCACAUGCUUAGAAUAAGAAGUGCAUUCAACCCUAUGAGAACGAUGAUCCUGGACAUGGGUGAACAUGAGGAGAACCAGCAAACCUGUGGUGUCGGACAUCACUUUUGUCAUGUGGUUACAAGUAAAACAACUGUUGCAUUUGCUGUUUCAACACGUGUAAAUGUGGCUUCUUUAACAAGGUCAGGUGUUGCUCAGUUAAUGACUGUUACAAUGUUGCAAAUAAAGUGUCCACUACCGGGUUGUACAUAAACAUUCCACGUUGUGGGUGAUGGAAUUUAAAGAUAAGAAUGUCUAGGUUUAAUUUCUGAACAAGGGAAGUUUGGACAAGUGAACAGGGGAUAGCUGAGCUUCUUUGUUUAUGUUGGCCAUCAGGGUCAUGAAAUGCUACUGUUUCAUCUAAAGGCAUAUUAAUGUUUAGUUUCUCUUUUGGAAAUUCUUUAAUUUGCAGGUUAAAAAAGGACAGACUUUUGAUGAUUGUUUUCCUCAAGUAGUUUAGGGGCAUGAAUUGCAUUCACGUAGAGAGAGAAUGUGUGGGUCUAAGUAAGAAUCAAUGCAAUUUAAGUAAGCAGGUUAUCUGGUGACUUACAAUAGUGGUAGUUUGAAGCUGUCUGAUUUAAGCCUCUCAUAACAAUAUCAUGAAUAGUUCUGUUAAUAUUUUGAGAGUGCGAAGUAGAGCAUAAACCCAAGUAAAUAGCCUUACUUCUCAACCAAGUGUGAAGAGAGAGCCCUAGAUAUUCCUCAUUAGUCAGUGGAAGAGCCCGACUUUCAGAGAUUGUUUUCUGCAGCACAAAGGGAGUAUCCAAAAGCAGAGAGAAGUUUUUCUAUUUUUAUUCCAUUGCUUUCAGUUCGAUAAAACAUAGUAUGGCACAGUUUUCGUUAGAAUUAGGGGAACAAGGUGCCUCCAGUUGCAGGAACGUUUCAGUUCCCUUCAGUCAUUCCUGGGUUUUUCCUUAUUUUAUUUUCUAAGGAGGUCGAAGAAGGAAGAGAUGAUAAAGAAGAAAGCAACACCUUUUUUUUUUUUUUUUUUUAAGAAAUGGCACAUAUAUGUAUAUGUUGGUAUGUGUGUGUAUUCUGUGUAUUAUUUUGUCAUGAUCCCAGUUAUCUUCUUUCCACCAAAGUUUGCAGUAAUAUUCUCUCCCGAAGGUGCGUUCUGGCUCCUUUAAAUUAGUCAGUGUUAUAUUGUAGGAGACUGUCAUGGAAAAGGACUCAGUUUACUUUUGUCGUUUUCACAGGGGAACCUUUUGAAACAAUCUCUUCAGCAGCAGACACCUUUAACCCUAAUAAUCUCAGGCCUUGAUGAAAAUACUAUAUUUUGUAGAUUAUGGUUAAAGGGAGAAAAUUACUAGUUCUGUAAGAUAAAUAUGAGCUCCAUUAACUUCUGAUAUCUGGUUUAGCAUUACAUAAUGUGUUGAUCUUUUGCUCUGCUUUUAUCCAAAUAAGAUGCAAUAGUAUCAAUAUCAGUUUCUGAAAGAUGGACUGAAUAUGCUUUUUUGGUGAUGAAAUCUGAUGUACGAUAUUUAUAGUGACGUACUUUUAUUUUCUCAUGAGAAACUAAAUAUUAAUUGUGUUGUACAUUUGUUCUUAGCAUAUAUUAAAGUUUUGAACCAAAUGUGUUAAAGCUUAUGCUUUGCCAUGUAAAUUUCCCAGAAGUUGUUGAGCUCAAAUGUAUCCUACAUCCAGCUGUAGAAAUUUGUCAGAAAUUGUUUAAAUUUUGUAUAUAGUUGUACUGUUUAAUUCUAGCCACUGCGGUGAACAGUAUUCGAGUUACCAUACAAUAUGGCUUUACACAAGGAAAUGUGUGGCUUUUGUUUUGUAUUUUUUUCAGUAUAGAAGUUCCUGUGUCUUAUUUAAAUAAAGUUAUUAGUAAAACUGGAA